Molecule: messenger RNA, 837 nt
Organism: Metarhizium album ARSEF 1941
Lineage: Eukaryota; Fungi; Ascomycota; Sordariomycetes; Hypocreales; Clavicipitaceae
Product: REV7-like protein
Exons: 2
Coding region: 1-837 (278 amino acids)
Cellular component (GO): zeta DNA polymerase complex
Source: RefSeq, a predicted model, not a curated record
AUGUCUCGGGUUGCCCGUCCAGAUCUCCAGCCAAGUGCUAGUUCAGCCGCUACCGACGCCUCGCUGUUGCCGUCCCAGGCCUCAGCGCUUCUGGGCUGCUUCACCAACUUCCUCACCGUUGCACUGCACUCCAUCCUCUACCAUCGGAAGCUUUACCCAGAGGCCACCUUUCUCACAGCUCGUGCCUACAACCUGCCCGUCCACCAGUCUCGACACCCUGGGGUCUGCGCCUGGAUCCGGGACGCCGUCGCUGCUGUCGGAGCACAAGUCCGGGUUGGUUCUGCGCGCCAGGUUUCCCUCGUCAUCCACGCUCCCGCCAGCUUCGACGUCGUUGAACGGUGGAUAUUUGACCUGCAGUCGUUUCCUGCCACCUGGGGCGACAAGGACACGUCCUCCGGUCCGCCCCUCGAUCCCGCAACGGCUGAUGAAGCCGUCAACUGGACCGAUGUGAACGAAGCGUUGCGAGGAGCGUUGAGCAGGAUCGCCCACGUCGGCCAGAGCAGGCCACGUCUCCCCGACGGCUGCACGUUCACCAUAGGAAUCGAACUGCGUGACCAGGCCCUGCCGCCAAUCCAGCACCCACAACUUUGGAUUCCCGCCCAGCCUCAUCUCCAAACGGCUUCUGAGAGCAGGCCAGAACUUGGCCGCGCCCUUGGAGGGACAGCCACGGCGCCGAUUCGCUCCGUCCGGGCAGGGCCCCUGUUCUUUGAGUGUUGGGUCGAGCAAGGAAAGCUAGCUUCCAGCACAGCUUCUCCUGAGGCGCCCUCGUUCUCGCCUGCGUCCGACAACAGGAGGGGGACAGGCCCGCCAGACACUACAGCAUCUUCAAGUUCGUAA